AUGUGGAGUUCUAAAGCAAAGCUAGCUCGAAUCAUUCCAACAAAGUCUGCUUCAGUUGCAAGAUUUUGUUUAAAUCGCUCUUUCUUGACUGGUGCAAGCGAUCGCAGUAAGUUUCUCUUCACUUCAGAGUCAGUUUGCCCGGGACAUGCAGAUAAAAUGUGUGAUCAGAUUUCUGAUGCGAUUUUAGAUGCUCAUUUGGAACAAGAUCCGACGGCGAAAGUCGCUUGCGAAACUGCUUCAAAAACUGGCAUGAUUAUGGCUUUUGGCGAGAUUACAUCUGGAGCGAAGGUUGACUAUCAAAGUGUUAUCCGAAAUACCAUAAAGGAAAUUGGAUAUAAUGACUCUUCUAAAGGCUUCGAUUACAAAACAUGCAGCGUUUUGCUUUCCAUCGAAGAGCAAGUUGGGGAAAUCGCAAGAGUUGUGCACUUGGAUAAGAAGGAUUUGGACAUAGGCGCUGGAGAUCAGGGCUUGAUGUUCGGAUAUGCAACGAAUGAAACCGAGGAACUUAUGCCUUUAACAACUGUUCUAUCACACAAACUGGUGCAAAGACUAGUAGAGUGUCGCAGAGACGGAACUUUGCCUUGGCUCAGACCUGAUGGUAAGACACAGGUUACUGUGGAAUACAGUAUGAAAGAUGGUGCUUGCAUGCCUCAAAGAGUGCACACUGUUUUGAUUUCAAGUCAACAUGCACAUGGAAUGUCUGCAGAAGAAAUCCGGCAUUAUUUGAAAGAGACAAUUGUCAAAAGUGUAAUCCCAGAAAAAUACCUUGAUGAGCAAACAGUCUAUCAUCUGUUACCUGCAGGGCAGUUUCUCUUCGGUGGUCCAAUGGCUGAUGGUGGCCUGACAGGGCGCAAAAUUAUUGUUGACACUUAUGGGGGGUGGGGAGCUCAUGGGGGUGGGGCAUUUUCAGGUAAAGAUGCAACAAAGGUGGACAGGUCAGGAAGUUAUGCCUGUAGGUGGAUUGCAAAGUCAUUGGUUGCAGCAAAGCUUUGUAAGCGUGCAUUAGUACAAGUAUCUUACUCAAUUGGUAUUCCAGAGCCUUUGUCAGUGUCUGUUUUUAGCUAUGGAAGUAGUGAAAUGUCAGAUGAUGAGCUUUUGCGAAUCAUCCAAAAGAAUUUUGAUCUAAGGCCAGGUGCAAUCAUUAGGGAUCUAGACCUGCGCAAACCCAUUUUCAAGGCAACAAGUGUUUAUGGUCAUUUUAAGCCAGGUUUCACUUGGGAAAUUCCAAAGAAAUUAGAGUUUUGAACUAGACCUUGAAAAAAAAAUUAGCAAAAUGUGAAGAAAAGAUGAUGAUAGUCAUAAGCAAAUUUGCAAAACAUUGGUUUGGGUCAAUAUAGUUUUAUCCAUUCACAAGACAUAUUUUUACCAGCAUUAUGUGAUUAUUGUUAAUAAUAGCAGAUCAUAAUCUUCUUUUGAGAGAAAGAAAGUUAAUUAGUGUAGUGUUAAGAACACAAUGUUUCCCUCAACCCUUUAACUCCCAAGAUCUAAUAGUUAAUUCUCCCCUCUAGUUGCUACACAUUUAUUAGUAGAUUAGUUAUGAGAAUUUGGUGUUAGAUCAAGAUGACGGUGUCUACCUGAUAAGUGUUAGUAUUCUCUUUACCUUUUUGCUGGAAGAUGUAUCAAUAUUAUGGGGAGAAGUUACAUGUUAAUCACUUCUGGGAGUUAAAUGGUUAAACACUCUAUAGUUGAAGGAGGUGCAUAGGAGAUAAAAUGGUUCUGUGGAAAGCAUCCAUACCCAAUUAAAAGUGUUCUCUAUUUUAUCAUAAAUUACAAUUUGUAUCAGUUCAGUUUAUCACAAUUUUUUUUCACAAGAAUGUGUAGCACUAUUCCUUAAGUUAGUCUUUCUUUUGUUUUUAUUUGAUUUUCUUUCAUAUAUAACCUUUCCCCUUACUCAGGGAAUUUAUCUCUUUAUCUCUCAUCUAUGAAAAUAUACAUCUUGUAAUUACAUGGUUUCUGAAUUUUUACUUUGAUAUUAACUUACUGUGAGCAUUUGAAAUGAAGUCAAACCAUGCACAAAGUGCACUCACUUAAUAUGGAAAAAUGUAUUAAUAAUAGUCCAAGAGUCUUAAAAUUUGUUUUAUUUUUUACUGUAGUUCCAUGACCAAAUCACAGAUGUAUUUAGAGAUGUUAUUUCAAAGAUGUCCUUAUUGAAAUAAAAUAUUUUAAGUACCCAUUGAGUGUUAAGUGAUUUUAGUGCAAUUAAUUUUGUAACAUCAAGGAGGGUAGACCAGGUCACCCUAAAUCUAAUGUAUGCACCAUUAUUCUUUAAUUACCUGAAGGCCUAAUCACAUCACAAUAAAACUGAUGUGAAAUCUGUAUGUCUGGGGUUUAAUUCCUUGGGGAGGACUUAGAUUUUUCUCAUCUCUCCAUGCUCAUUACAAGACAAAUAAUCUUCUUGUUUUUGAGUUUUUUAAUCAUCUUUUAUUUGCCUUAUUUACACAAUACAAAAAAUUUAUUUACAGCAGCUAUAGCUAGAAGGCGAGGAGAUCCAGGUAGCCACUGGGCUUAUGGGAGAGCCACCUCACUUAUAUUAAUAAAUAAAGUAAAGAAAAAGUGCUGUGAAUGUGCGGCUAGGCCAAUUCAGUGAUUAUUUAAGUAAAAGCUCUUGCAUUUUUGUCUUAAAGCUAAGAAGGUUUGACAAAUGAGUGACUGAAACAGGAAGAGAGUUCCAAAUUUUAGGAUCUUGGUAGAGAAUUGUAAAUUGCUUGAGAUUUGUAUGGCAUAAAUGCGUUCAAUAAUUACUGGCUGUUCUGGUACCAUAGUUGUGAAUUUGGCUAUUUGUUACAAAAAGAUUGAGAAGCAAUGGAGGCAAUAAGUUAUUUCUAUGAUAAAACAUGAAUUUGGCAAUUUCAAAUUUAUUGACUUGGAAAAUAUCUAAAAUUCCUAGUUUGGAGAAUACUAGGGGCAGGUUAUAAACUUUGCUGACCUAGUGGAAAAUUGACCUUGUUUUGAAAGAUGGGAUCAUCAGAGUGGUCUUAGUGAAUACUCAAUGCUUGAUUGGUAUUUUAGAGCUGAAACUGUUCAGAACUAUUGGAUAAUGUUUUUUUUUUCCAUGAAAAGAUUGUGGAAUUAUAUAAGGAGGAACUUGAUAUAGAAUAUAACUUUGCCUUGAGAAGGGAAAUUUAUCACAGAACAACAUCUGCUUUUUCCCACCUGCUUGGGAAAAAGCCUAUGUGGUGAAACUAAUUAUUUUUAGUGACGGAACUCUAUGUUGUCAAUCCUGUUACAAGGUGAUCUUGCGUUACCGUAUCAAUUACUUUUUGAACCACCCUCCAAUAUUUUACAUUUCCGGUCAGCAGUCAAACAUGUCACGCAUGCCUACUUGCGUGAUAUCUGUUAUGACCUUGGAACAAAGUAUAAGUGAAGUCAUCAUUUCCUGACAGAGAAUCGACGAAAUUAGUAUUAUGGUUCCCUGUUUUCUCAGAAACAUUCGCUAGUAAUGAAAGAAGAGAAUUCUUCAGCGAAAUAAAUCGAACAUUUUGGGGGAAAAUGAAGAGAAACAGGUGGUUUAAUGGGCAUUGUCUGAAGUAUUCAUAUCGAAGAACCCUAUACUGCAACAUGGACUCAACGAAAUUUUUGCAAUAGCGCAAACUGCUAUUUACGUUUACGGCAAGGAAGCUUCGAAGGUCAAAAUUUAACAAAAAUGUUGCAUGUAUUUUAUGUCGACCUGGGGAGUACGUACACUUUUGAAAUGGAGCUGGCAAUGGAAAGGUGAGAGAGGAUUUUAUAAUGUUGUACAACUGGUAGGGAAGACUUUUUACUUGGCAUAUGUUAGGUCACUUACGUGCUCAUCGAAACGUGACCAAACAAGUUUGAUCAAAACUUAUGACGAAGUUAUGUUUAACUGUCUUUUAUUCUCUCUGUUUUGACAGUCCUGGUGCUGGCUGAAGCAGUUCAUGUCCCGGUUGUAAAAUAUUUCAGUAUGCCAUGAAUGAACGACAUAUAAAUGAUUAAUUUAGGUGUUAUGUAUGUUUGCUUUAGUUUACAUCCAGAACCCAGUAAUAAUUGUAUGUGUGGAUACAAUAAUCAAUGAUAUAAAAUGCAUUUUUGAGGCAAAAUAUUUCUCUCCCAAAGGACAUACUGAAAGGUGAAUUUCAAAAACUUCCCUAUGUCAGAUCUGAAAAUAGAACUUCAAAAAGGGAAAAUACAUUGUGUAUGAUAAUACCAUAGCCAAUGAUUGACUAUGGUAUUAAAACACAUGUUUUUAUUAAUCCAACAUGGCAUUUGUGCAUUGACAUGCAACAUGAAGUAGAAUUAGUGGAACUUUGAGUGCUGCCAAGUGAAGAAGGAUGUGCUGUCUUGUCAUACACAACAGAAUUUCUAUGCAUUCAGUGGGAGUAAUUGUAGAAAAUGCGGCAAUUGAAUAGUUGCUAUGAUGAGUAAUCAAGAUCGGAAGAAAAAAAUUUGCUUUUUAUUUUAUGAUGAUGCUUUUCAGGAUUUUAAAUCAACUGUCAAGGCUUUAUUGGAUUUUUGAUUCCAUAUUAUAGUUUGUGACUCUGAUUUUGGCCUGACAGUUUGGACAGAGAACAUUUAGAAACUGGUCUAAUUCAGUCUAUUUUUGCUGGAGAUCAUUCAUCUUCUAAGCAGAUGAACUGGGGUGUUGUUGGCAGUUUCAAACUCUGGAAAUAAAAAAAAAACCUAAACAACUGCCUUUACCAGACAAAAGAGUUGAAUCAAUGUUGAUUCGGAGGGAUUAGUAACUAUCCCAGCUCCUUCAUUUACCCAAGGUUGAGAUAUGUGUUCUUUUAAACAGUGUUCAAGUGCUGAUGAGUACAGUGGCUGCUGAAACAGGGAUCCCAGAGGAUAAACAAGUCUUGUUAAUAUCUAAUGGUGAAGCAUUGGAUCCCAGAGAAAGAGUCUACAGUUAUAACAGUGCUGGCACUGUAAGUACCAGUGGUGUAUUCUGGUUCUAGAUUUAUCUUUUCAGAAUCAAUGUUCACCUUGCAGCUAGUGAAUUUCAUUACUUACUUUGCAAGGCUUUAGGAGUCCUAUGCACGUAUAUAGGGGAUGUAUUAGAGAAGGGGCAUGAUAUACCAGGGGAAUUAGCUUAUAAAAGCACUAACAGUGUUUCAUUACAAACCAAGCGAAAUCUUGUGUCAGUAUACUUUUGUUUAUUGGAUGUUUCAGAUAAACCUUUUCAGCAUCAUUACUUACACAAAACCAGAAUGUAAUUGAGCCCCAUGCACCAAGGCCUAGACUAAAAAUGUUGGAUUAGCUAAGGAUGUUCUAACACAAGGUUUCUGUUUUAGGAUACCAACCCAAUAUUUUUGUUCAGCAAAUCCACCAUUGAGUCCUCUAUUCCACCAUCUCCCAGUCUUAACUUAGGUUCAGGUAAGUACUGAGUCACUUUUCAAUUUACAGGCAGUAAUUUAACCCUUGCACUCUCAAGAUCUCUUUAGAAAUUCUCCUUACUGUCUGUCAUACAAUUCUUAUGGUGUCAGUGUAGAGAAUUUGGUAUAUAGGAUCAACCAAUACCCUGCAGAUUGAUAUUCUCAUCUCUUGUCUCCUUGAUAUUAUAUUAAUAUUGUAAGGAGAAAUUCUGUUUUGGUCACUCAUGGGAGUAAUUGGGAAUCGGGAAGGGGGUGUUAGAUAUAUUUUGUUAUUAUAUGUAGUAAUGAUUACAGAUCGAUACUAAUGAUAUUUGAUUAUUUUUUGUAGAGGCAAAUUUGAAGGAGCAAGUGGAAAAAUCUUUGAAUUUACCACCCACAUAUGAAACUCUUGUAUCCAGAACUCAGCUAGCAUCUGUAUGUUCUCUGAAGAUUUUGUAGUGAAUAAAAACUGCCAGAUAUGUUGCAUUGAGUAAAUAGCAACCUAUGUUCUCAGCAGACUCUUUUAUUAAUUGAAAGAGACACUAGUGAGAGUAAUAUUUGGAUAUUUGACAAUAAAACAGAAAGGUUUCACUUUUAGUGAUAUGUGUAUGCAUUUAUUUGAUGAUAUGCUGUCCUUCUUACUUGCACCCUAUCUAAUUAGACUUUAUAUUUUACUAUAAUUUUGAUCGCUUUUUACACUUGUUACUAAAUUAAUAGACUCGUAUGCAUUUUCUUUUCUUUAUUUUAGGAAUUCUAUUCACUUUCCAUACAAAUUGCAGAGAGCUGUGAAAAUCUAGUGUGUGAGCAAAAGCUGCAACAGAAAGGAUGGGCAGCAGUUGUUGCAAAUUUGGAGAGUAUUGCUAGGUAUUUUUCAAAACAAAAAAAUCCUUCCACCUAUAUUGUACUUUUGAAGCCUCUUUACAUAUAUGUUGUAGUUUAAAAUGAAUCUCAGGUCAAUAUGGCUUUAAACUAGUUUAAUUUCUCUUUCCCUUUGUUCCUGAUACAUUAUCACAAUAAUCCUUGACCAAAGAAAAACACUAUUCAAACAAGUUUGAAUUCAUUUUAAUAUGAAACGUGCAUCCUAUGGAAGCAAAUUAGACACCCUAAACUGAAGCAAGUACUUUAUGGGAAUGUGUCAGAAUAAGAAUUCUAUUUUAAAUCAUUUGUAAGCAAUUUAGAACACAGUUAGAGUCUUACACUUACAAGUAUGCAUUAAAAGUACCUUAGCUGAACUGAUUUUUAAUAAUUUUUAUGUGAUACUUUCAUCUUAAUGUUCAACUUUUGUAACUUGCCUGUCUUUCUUUUUAAAUAAAAUUUUUCACCAGUGAGUUCAAAGCCAGAUCAAGUAGUGUUAAUCAAAUCUACUCAGAGUUUCUGGAUUCAAGGACGAGAUAUAUUGAGUUACUUGACAGGUAUGCAAAGCAGAUGUAAAUUUUCCUCCCAUUAAUUUUAGUUUGUAGAUAAACCAUUUGUCCUCUACUUUAUCACAAGAAAACUGAAAGCUACUUAAUGAUUUUGUAGGUUCAAAGAGAUCUUGCCUCUACUGGCUAGAAUACCUGUACUCCCAUGCCUCAUUUCAAGGCAGUUUUCCCAAGCUAGACAACAUAAUGUGGUUAGUCUGCUGGAUUGGAUAAGUGCACAGGUAAAUACAGCUGUUUGAAGCCCCUAUAAUAAAGUGUUUUUUUUUUUAUUCAUAAGUGCAACAAAGCAAAAAAUGUCCUUUUGUAUUUUAUUUGAUCCAACGAUAAAAUUUGCCUUCUGAUCAGAUUUCUUGAAACUUACAAUAAUAGCGGAGCUUGCAGAGCGUAGCCCCAUAAUUAUACAAAAUAGUAGUAACCCAUCAGGCCAAAAAAAUUUGGAUGUACGAUGGUACUACCAACCGCACAAGGUGCUACUUUUAGCAUGUGCAGCCAACUGUACCACAGGCGCUAUCUUAUAAUCAGUCCUCUACUCAGACACGGAGAAGUUGCAAAUGAAAAUCCAUUAAUAUUACCAUGCACUUUAUCCAUAGUAGGGACUUAAGUUUUGUUGAAGAGGCAUGCAGGAAAAAAAAUGCGAGCUCCACUUUUAGGCUUGUCUAAAUGUAUAUAUUAUUUAUUAGCCAGUAAUUACAGCCCUGUUUUAGUAUAUAUUCCUUGGAAUGAGAAACAGAGGUGUAAUUACAGCAGGCUGUAUUGUGCUCUAGUUUGAGAUGUCCAGGUGCAAGUUCUGGCUUAGUUAUUGUGUUUGGCAAGGGUCUUUAUUCUCUCAGUUCCUUUCUCCACCCUGGAAUAUGGUUGAAUACUAGUGAAGCACUAAGAAAGCCUAUAGGGGUAGGGGAGUGGAGAGGGGAGGGAUAAGGGGAGGGAGGUGAGGAAGGAGAGGGGAUGAUGGAUCAGAGUUCCAUGAUCAUCAAGGGCAAGAAAACAAUUCCUAACUACAUCAUGCUAAAAUUAUCAUGGUAAACCCUAAUAAUGGGAACACCUUUGCCUGUGAGCAGAUUAAACUUGUUUACUUUGUGGAUUGUCAGGAUUUUUUUAAAUCUACAUUUCACUACGAUUCAUUAACUAAGAAGUAAAGAAAGCAAAAGACUUGAGGCUCUCCAGUUGAUGCUAUUAUGCUAUGCAUGAUUUUACCAAAUGGCAAUGAGUAAAUUGUCUACAUGCACCUAGGUUACCCUUUCUCUCUUGGUAGGACAACAAGAAUAGUCUUCAGGAUAUGGUCAAACAGUGUAUUGAGGCAGUGGAGCAGUUUGACGAAUCACAUCUGACUCAAAUUACUACAGAAGUAAAUCAGGUUUUAGGUAAGAAUAAACCCCAGGUCUUAAUACUUCCUGAUUGCAACUGGUUCAUUUACCUAUUCUUUAUUUGAAAGAUGAAGUUGCCCAAUGGCUUGUGCCAAGUGCUUGACUCUUGGUUGAAAGGUCUGAGUGCAAUGGAUGGCUAUGCUAAGGUGUAGUGUUCUUAACCAGGACAAUUUACUCUUAAACAUGAGUGUUUACAUUCUCCACACUGUUCUCAUUACGUUUUCUAUGAUGAUGAAAAGGAGAAUAUGUAUAAAAUGAUUGAAUUUGUUUCAUGACCUUAAUGUUUUGUUACUGUAAGGAGAGAUGAGAUGAUACUCACUUUUUAGGGUUAAAGAGUUAAGGAGCCACACAUCACUUGGAGGUGUAUGGAUAUUGGCAUUUUGUCAGGGAAGUGUGAUAAAAUGCUGGGAGGUAACCUUGGGAUGGACUACCAUCAUAUUCAGGAGGGAGUCUCAAUGCACAAAGUCACUUCAUGGUACUGAAAUAGGGAAAAGCUUUGGAUGGAUUGGCCUUCUGGCUCAGAAGCUUUCCAGGGCUUUAACCUUUUAACUCCCAAGAACUGAUUGUUAAUCCUUGCCUCUAGGAGCUACACAUUUUUUUUAAAAUUAAUUGGGAGAAUUUGGCUUUUGAUCAAGAUAUCAACAUCCACCUGUUUUAACUUAAAAGUUUGAGUAUUCCCAUUACCUGUUUGCUGGGUAAUGUAUGGAUAUUAUUGGGAGAAAUUUGUUAAUGAUGUCUGGGAGUCAACUAAAAGGUCAACUAAGCUCAUCACUGUGUGUUUUGAGUAUGGUUUUGAGAAUGUAAGGUCUCAAUAGCUCCAGGAUUCCCUUUGAAUUCUAACAGACAUAACCUUAUCCCCUUCCUUUUGACAUUUCCCCAAAUCAAAACAGAGUCGCUUGAUAAUACAAACAUGAAAGAAAUCAAAGGAUUGGAUGAAAGACUAGCUGGACUUCAACACAUUCUUCAGAAUGUGCAAGCCUUCUGUCAGUCCCAAGCAGACAUGUCACAGGGUCUGCAACAGAAUUUGACAAGUGUUCAAAAUGUUGGCCGUGACCAGUCAGUUCUUCAUGAUCUAUGUGCCAGCCACCAAAAACAGCUUUUGAUGUUGACAAAGAACCACUCCUAUUUGAGGUUUGUAGUAAUAUAUUAUUCCAGUGUUUUGAGCUAUUUUUCCCUCAGGAUUAUCAGUGACAUAAGUCAAGAAUAAAUUUCAUGUAGCAAGCAUAGUUAGUCCUAAAAAGAAGGGUCACUUUAUUUUUUUUAAUUUAAAAAUCUGUGAAAGCUUUUGAAAAUAAUUGAAACUUAUCAGUGAAAGGGUCUGUUUAGUAAAUGGUGCAGAGAAUUUUUGAAGAAAGGGAGUAUUUUAGUGACAUACUACAAAACACCUAUCAAGUAAAUAAAUGGUGUGGAAUAGAACAGACCACUCAGGUAAAAAUAAUGUGGUCAUGCUUUCAGCUUUGUCCCUGCCCUGUUAUUUUUACUUCUCCUUAAAUCAGUAGAGCAAUCUGUGUUUUUUCCCCAUUUCUAGAUUAAACUAACAAUAUAUGAUUAAAAGGGUUCAUUCAACAAUCAUUCAUCAAAGUCAAAAUGAGAUCCUCGGGUAGAUUAAAAAGGGAAAAUGAUACAAUUUCUGACUAGUCAUACUGCACAAUACAGUUACACAGCAAUUAUACUGUAUUAUUUUAUGAUAGUAUUAUUUUUCCUUUAAUUUAACAUCAGGGAUAUCAGGAAAAAAUGUGCCAAAGCCAAGGAUGAGUUGUCUGCUAAUCUCCACACCAGAUUAAGGUAUGUGGUUGUCUCAUGAAGAAAAAAAAAAAUGUUAAUAAAAACUAAACUUAUGAUAAUUGUUAUCAUAGUUUCGUGAAAUAUAUGAAAAAACUUUUUGCUUUGAAUUGUAGAGCUGGUUAUUUCAACAAAGCUCAGCCUAAGUUUAGUCAUGUUCUAAACCCUCUGCAAUUUCAUGAUAAGUUUGAAUGUUGAGUUUUAAGAAUACUUUUAUCAAAUAUGGAAAGAUUUUAGCUGAGUCUGGAAAACCCUUUUUUUUUUCUUUUUUUUCUUUUUCCACUUCAAAAAAAUAAUGUCAAAAGAAAUCUUAGGUGUUUUGAUUUUCUAACACUGUGGCUCAAGUUAAACAAUGUUUAACUUUUACCCCAAAACAUCAGUAUGCAUAUUUUCCCUACUGCUCUCCAUACAUUUUUUAAUGUACUAAAAAGGAGAGUUUGUUUGAUAAUCAGGAGCUUCUGUAGUUGGUGAUCAUUUCCCUUUAUUUUUGUUACCUUAAUGUGUGAUUCAGGGGAGAAUUUAGCUGCUAGUCACUCUUAGGUUCAGCCCUAAAUUCUCUACAAGUCACAAAUUUCAUUUUUAAUUGAUGCUGAUCAAAAAUCCUGUCUCAUUUAGAUGGAUUAUGUAUGUUGAGAAGAAAAUUUGUGAUUGCGAUGGAACCAUCAUCUUGUACCAUGAAAAUAUUAGAAGAAUAAAGCGAAGGUAAGCAAAAUUUGAUGAUUUACAAAUCUUUUUUGUUUUUAAUGAUAAUAGUUAAUUUGUUUUAGAUUGGAGAUUAUUGAACAAGUGAACGAGGCACCACGCAUGUACAUCCUAGCUGUUGCAGAAGUUGUGAGACGAAGGUCAUUUUCUUCACAAUUUCAAAAGGUAAAAAUUCAUGCUGAAUUACUCUAUGUUCAUAAGUAAUUUUGUAUUUUUCUGAAAUUAAAUUUUCAAGAUCUUGUCAAUCCUUUUGUUAAUAAUUUUCUUUUUUCAGUGGGCGAGUAAAUUAUGUAAGAGCUCAUUAGAAGCAAGGACAGAGGAAACAGCACAGAGAGAGGAAUUUGAGUUGCUCUUUGGUUAGUAAAAACAUGUUGCCUGUUCUUUUGUUUCAAACUUGCUAUUAUAUGUCAAUUAGGUGCAUGACAUGUAUGUUACAUUACCAGAAGCAAAAGAAACUAUAAUUUAAAUCAAACAUUGAGAAUUGAGUUACCACAUCUAAAUGAAAUAGCUUUCUUUUAUCUUGAAAGUGUGGUGUGUAUUUAUUAUUCAUCAAGAUUUGCUAGACAUAAAUUUUAAAGUAUACUAAACUUCAAUCUAGCCUUUUUCAAAAUUUAUGUACAUCUAUGAAACUAUUGAAAUAUCAAUAAUCACCACAAUUUUUUUCAUAUUUUUCUAGGCCAGCAUUUUUUACAAAGUUUGUUCAGUGGCUUGUCUGACAGGCCAUCUAUAUUUGCGGUAUGUUUUCAGUCUGUAUUGCCCAUCAGAAAUGCUUAUUUAUCUAUUUUACACAUAAAUUAAUCCCUAUUAUUAAUAUUAGUUUGUCAUUUGAUGUUGUUAGUUCUGAGAAUUUGGUAUUGGAUCAAUACCAAAUCAACUCCCAAGAUCUUAUCAAUAAUUCUUCCUUACUGUCUGUCAAACAAUUCAUGUGUUGUUAGUUCUGAGAAUUUGGUAUUGGAUCAAUUAGAAAAUCCCCUAAUUGAUAUUUUUGUUUAUUCAUAUCACUUGUCUGCUUGAUUUUGUAUUGAUUUUGUUAAGAGAUAUUCUGUCCUAGUUACUCAUGGAGCUCAAGGGUUAAAACAAUCAUUAAUGCUUAUUAACCUUCUUUUUGUAGGAAAAGCCACCCAGACCUUUUGAUGAACAGCUUCCAGUCAUAUCUGAAAAUGACCUACAAGAAUUGAAAGAUCAGAUUCCAGAGCUAGCUUCUUAUCUGGAGUCUAGUUCAGUCAAUGUCAGCAUGGGAGAGGAGGGUGCAAAAAACAGUUUUUUACAAUCAGAAGAACUUGAAAAUGUUAGCAGUGUUGCUCAAUUUCCUGCAGAAUUUGACAGAACUAGUGAUAGUAUUACAGAUAAGAAGGUGACAUCUUCAAUUGUAGACAUGUCUUCUUCUGAAAGCAAAGCUACCCAAAUGAGUGUGGAUGCUUCAUCAGAAAUUCAAUGGACAUGUAGUGGCAAUCAGAACACUCCUGGACAGGAAGGGAGGCAAGGUGCAACAGAAAACUACUGUACUCAGGAUACUGCAGAGACCACUGAGGAUUUUCAUGAUAGUAACUCUAGUGAGAGGAAGAAAAGUAACAGUGAUACUUCUUCAGAGAAAAGCUCAGCAGCUGAUGAUAGUGACCUAGUUUUUCGUUCAGCACAUGAGGAUUAUGUGACUGUUAUUGAUGCAGAUUUAGAAGUUAAUUUCAAUGAGAAGGAAAUCUCACCUGAUCUACAACCUGUGGGUGAAGUUCAAGAAGACUGCACUGGGCUGCUUGAGGAAGCUAGUCAAACACCAACUCUGGCUAGUUCUGGAACUCAGAGCACUGAAAGAUCUAUUGAUGUUUCAGCUUUAGAUUCUGGAAGCCAGGAGCUGGAGACAACUACUCUGUCAAUUCCAAACGAUGUGGUUCAAAGAUUGCAACAGCUACAAGAUCAGUUAACAUCAACACAAGAAUCUUGGGAGGAGGCUAUUUUGAAAAAAGAGACAUUUAAACAAUUGAACAUGAAGGUCAAAGAUUGUGUGAAGGAUGAGCUCAAUUUUUUGCGUCAGGGUCUGAAUGAUGCUAAAGGACUGUUAAUAGAGUUGCAAUCAAAGAUGAAGGAGGAUGUUUUACUUGCUGUUGGCAAUUUAAAAGAAAAAGGGGAUUUGUGUGGCAAACACAUGCAAAAAACUAAAGAGGAGUUUGAAGUAGAAUCGGUGCAAAUGAAUGCAAAGUUUGAGAAAGAAAAACAAGAAUUCUUAGAGAUCAAAAUUAGACUUGAGCUUGAAAAAAAUGAAAUUCUAGAUCAACUAAAACAACUGAAAGCUGACAAGGAAAGAAAUGAAUCUCAACAUAAAGAAGAAACUGAAAAGUGGAGUGAAAUUGUGACAGAGUACAAAGCCAAACUGGAAGAACAUGAAGGUGCAGCACAGAAGGUUCAGGAAAACAAGUCACGCUAUGAGGAAGAUCAGCAAAUACGAUUUAAUGCCAUAAUGAUGAAACUGAAGAGGGAGAAAGAACAUGCUGUUUUACAGGCACAAGAAAAAAUUAAAGAGUUGAAACAGUUACUUGAACAACAGGAGAAAGAUAUGAAGUCCUUAGCAAUGGAAAAAGACAGGAUGAUAGAAGAGUUUGGACAAGCACGCAGUGCUUUUUGCAAAAGAGAACAGGAGCUUGUGGCAGGUAGUGUUUUUUUUUUUUACAAUUUUGUUUGUAGUCUAUUUACUGCAGUGUGGGAUAAGAUGCUAAAAGUCACUUCAGCCUUGGAAAGCGCCAGUUAACCAUUUAACUCCUAAGAUUUGAUUGUCAAUUCUCCUUUCUAGCUGCUAUGCAUUUUCUUGUAAAUUAGUGACAAGCAUUUGGUGUUAGAUUAAGAUAACAACUUCCAACUGUUAAGACUAUUCACAUAACAUGUUUGCUGGACAAUGUAUGGAUAUUUUAGGGAGACAGUACGUAUUGACCACUUUUUGUGUUAUUCCAUGUAAUUGAAAGCUUAGAGAUAUUCUGAUCUUUCUUGUUAUUUCAAAUGAAUUCCCUUUGUUGGGAAAUAGAAGCUGUCAGAGUUGAUUCUCGAGUUCUAACUAUUUCUAGGAUUCUUUGAAAUUUUCCCAACAACCUCCAUUGAGUGUUUUACUCAAGUUUAUAAUACAGGGAUCCCAACCAGGGCUUAUGCCUGCACCUCUAUGGAGAUAUUCCUGUGCCUGCAGUCAUGAGGCAUUUCAUCAUUAAAUUAAAAAACCUUUCCUUUCACACCAGUUAUUUAAAAUACUUUUUGGAAAUUCUCAUGUUCAGCUCUUCAAGACAAAGAAUCCAGUAUUCUGAAUUCAGACAUCCUAAUGAAAAACAAAGAGGCUGAAUUCUUAGAGCAGAUUGAACAGGAGAAAGCAUCAGCACUGGCAUUGCUGCAAGUUGAACGACAAGUGUGGGAAGCAAAUAGAGCGCAAGGGUUACCAGGGAAACAUAAAGAAACUGAGUGAGUCAGAGAUGAAUGUAAUCAUACUGGGCUAUUAGUUACCGAGAAGUUAACAUCUGGCCCUUGUUGUUCAAACAGUGGAUAACACUAUCUACUGGAUGAAUCUCUAUCUAGUGGAUAGUUCAGUACAGUUUGUUGACACUUAUUCGCUGAAAAGCAAUAUUGAUUCAUUGGAUAGCGUUAGCUGCCCUUUGAAAAACUGGGUCAGGUCUUCAGUUGGGACUAAAACACAGCCAUUCGUUGGAGUCAGUUCGUGAUAUUUACUCAAUUGUGAGAUGUUCUCUUGAAGAUGAUAGCUCUCUGGGUGUUGACACUUGAGCAAAGGGGAAUUUUAUUAAUUAUUAGGCAUAAAGGUGUAAGUAAUAGUCUGUUAUAAUCUUACAUCAUAACCACUGUUUGCAGGUGUGGUACUGAUGCUGUGCUUGAGGAGGAUGAUCAACAGAAGAUGAAAUUCCUGGAAGAGGUGAUGAACUCUUCAUUAAGAUGUCAUGUUAAAAUCACCAAAUUCUAAGUCACACUUCUUUAAAUGUUGUUCCUGUGCAUACUUUUUGGUACUACAAAUUUUUAAUUGAUGUCCUUAAUUUGUAUUUAAAAUAAGGAGGUUCAAGUGUCAUAUAGAUGACAGACCUUAUUGCAAUUAACAUUUCAUUUUACAGGAAAACAAAACGCUGACUGAAACGUUGUCAGAGCAAACUGUGGACAAGUUUGGUCAGCUGAAACAAGUGAGUCCAAAAAGUGAAGCAUUUAGUUAGUUAUUAUAUAUAUAAUGGUGGAUAUAUAAAAUGGAAAGAUGGAUAUUUAAAAUGGAUGUAUAAAAUAACUCUAUGUUAGUGUAUCGAGUGUUAUGUUGUUUGCACCAAUGCACCAAUCAGAUCACUGCGUUAGGUUACAUAUCUCACACUAGUCAGAUCACCCCAUGAGGGUAUGCAUUUUACACCAAUCGGAUUCACUAACAUGAGAGAACCAGGAAAGAUCUUGAAAAUAUAUUUAUAUUUUACAGGCUCUGGAGUCAAAAGAGCAACAGAUUAAACUUCUUCAGCAACAGCUAGUAAGUAAACUAACCUACCUCUUUCAUCUCCCAGAUUCUAAUAUCACCUCUCCUUACCGUUUACAGUACAUUUUUUGGUAGGGUAGCUCUAAGAAUGUGUUGUUGAAUCAAACAAAACCCACCCUACUUUAUGACCCAUAUAGCCACAUACACACUUUUAUUGAAAAAAAUGUGACAAAAAAUACUGUAUGAGGGCCAUAGGCUGGGGCAUGAGCAGGGCCAAAGGCUCUGGCAUGAGCAAGGCUAUACCAAGACAUAUGGCCCUGAAAGCUGUACGCUGAAAGAAGAAUAGAAAAAAAUGGAGAAGGACAAUCACAUGUUAAAAUCCUUAUGGGCUGACAAGAGGUCCAUGAGUCAUGACUUUAAGCCAUGUAUAUUCCUAUCUGUCCCUCCCACUCAGUCAUUAAGUAUAUAUAAAAAAGUAAGGAGCUUAAAAUAAUAAAAUUAUUUGUCAGUUCUUGGAGUGGAUGGGUUUAUGUACUACUGUAUUAAUGACGAUGAGUGGUAUCAUAUAGGGAAUAAGCAUGCAAGAAUGAUAUUUUCUUCAAGUAGCAAUAUCAUGUAUUUGUUCAUUUAUAUUUACAGAAUCAGAUAAAACCACCGGGUGGAGCAAGUGCAGUAUCAUCAAAGAUGGAUAAAAUCUCUCUGAGAGAGUAAGAAUUGGUUCUAAAUUUGGUUAUGGAAUAAAAUUUUUUUCCACUUUAGAUAAUCUAGGAUUACAAGUGGGUGCUGACAUCAUAAAAUCCUAGGCUAGGAGUGGUGUUUUUUCUUAGCUUAGUUCAUUUCACAAGUCAAAUUGAAUUAUCUUAAAAAUGAAUUGUAUCAACAGCAUUACUACUCAGUCAUCAGUGUUUACAUUGUGACUUGACUUACUUGGUUAUAAGCUUCUGGCUCAACUCAGUAUAGUAAGUGAUCUUUUGGACUUAGCUGGGAAAGAGGGACUGUUCUUAUUGGAAGCCACAUCCAGGGGGUAGAAGCGAAACAGCAGCUCGUUAGUGUUAACAUUUCCAACUUUAAGAUUAAAACUCUCAAUAACAUAAAUGUAUCUUCACCAUGUGUUGUUUUUUUCCCCACAGCUUUCAAAGUGGUGAUAUGAUUCUUCUCGUAUUUGAUGAACGAUAUGAGAACUAUGUAGCUUUGAGUACAGGACCAACGUUGUUCUUUUUACACCCAGACUCAAUGGCAGGAUUAGAUCUUGCAACAAGUGAGUAUUGAGCAGGGUGGUCUUUCUGACCUUUAGCCUAAGAGGCUGCUGAUAGUAGAAGAAGUGAUUAACAUGUAACUUCUCCCUAUAAUAUCCAUGCAUUAUUUAGGAAACAGGUUAUGAGAAUACUCAAACUUAGACAGGUAGAAAUUGUUUUCUUGAUCUAUCACCAAAUUCUCCAAACUAAUGUACAAAGGAAUGAGUAGAAGCUAGAGAGGAGAAUUAACGAUGAUAUCUUGGGAGUUAAGGGGUCAACCAGCUUUUGAAGAACUCCUCUUGGUGUUUAAUGAAGCUUACUCAUUUUGUUUGACAGUAACAUCCACUUUUGAGCAUUGUGUUUUAAAACAAGUUUCACUAAUAUUUAAAUUGGUGACAAAUAUUUUUAGAGGAAACUGCUGCUUUUUGUUUAAAGGAUAUAACAAUAGCACUUUUUCUGAUUUUCCUUUUCCCUCUUCCUUUUUAGGUGGCCCUAAAAAACGGUAAGUUUCAAAUUUUGUUGAUUUAUUUUCCCCCUUGUUAAGUUAUUUAUAUUGCUCUUAAGAUUUUUUCAGUUGAUUUGAACACAACCUGUUCAACAAACAAAUAAUCCUAUUUGAACAUGGUGGAAACUUAAACUGUUUUUCCAUUUCGAUUCUUAGACCAUGGAUGCUUGCACAGAUGACUGAUAAAGAAUACUGUCAAGCUAAAAAGGUAGAGUUAUAGGUUAAUACUUGUUAUGAAAGCUGCUUUGACCAUGAAUCAAUCACUAUUGCUGAAAUAUUUUAUGGCAGUGAGAAAUAGGAAAUAUUUAUUGGUCUAAACUAAUUCUUUUUGGAAGGUUUCCUCAAAUCCCUCUCGAAGUUUUCAUUACAUAUUCUCUGCCUUAAUCUUUACUGCUCAAAGCAGUGCUGACCUUAUAAAUAGGAAUGCCUGAAUGAUUAUUAUCCAUUUUGAUUAUCCUUGAAUUUCAGCUCAGAUGCAUAGUAGGUACCACCCUCAUGUUUAGCUUCAUUCAUGAGAUCAUGGAAAUGAUCACAACCUGAAGAGGCUUCUGAUUGUUAAAAAAUUCUCUUCCCUUUCAGUCCCCUAAGAACUGUGUAGACAAUGUCAUGAAGAAUAUGCAUACUGAUGUUAUGGAGUUAAGGGUUAAUCUGAUUGGUAACAUUAUACCUAACCAAAAUCUUCUUUUCAUUCCUCAUUUUUAGCCACACAACAGGUUUCGAGUUCCUGUAGGAACAAAGUUCUACAGAAUUCAAGCCAAACCUUGUGAAUUGUGA
This is a messenger RNA of Pocillopora meandrina, 17518 nucleotides long. The record is from the annotation of a GenBank genome assembly. Lineage: Eukaryota; Metazoa; Cnidaria; Anthozoa; Scleractinia; Pocilloporidae.